Epinephelus lanceolatus (giant grouper) is the source of this 2687-nucleotide messenger RNA. RefSeq lists its product as uncharacterized. Gene Ontology annotation, biological process: regulation of centriole replication. Gene Ontology annotation, molecular function: microtubule binding. The record is from RefSeq and is a predicted model, not a curated record. NCBI's taxonomy places the organism in Eukaryota, Metazoa, Chordata, Actinopteri, Perciformes, Serranidae. Gene Ontology annotation, cellular component: cytosol; centrosome; centriole.
ACUGAAUUAACUGAGAAAUACCAAGAUCCAGUGAAGUGUGUCCACCAGAGCUGUUAAAGUUCUACCAAGGACACAGGAUCGCGUUCUCUAGCUUGGCAGAGCAUAUUCAGCUCUUAACGCUCAGACGGCUAACAUAAGCUCACAGGGUUAUUUGUAUAAAGAUAUUGACUCAGUUGAUGAGCUGUGCUUUGCUCCUUGAUCCCCUGUCAGCUGAGAGGAGUUUCCAGCAGGGCUUGAGAAAAGACCACAGAAAGCUGUCGGCUACCUGAUGACUGGCUGGGUGCAGCAGAGUCUGCACUGUGGCCUCUGCUGAAAGAAGUGGAUAUAUCUACUCCAAAGAGAGAAGCGACAGCGGAUGUCCUGGCCCUGACACUCUGCUUUAUCAGAUGAGAAAAUAGAAGACAGCUGGUCGAUGUCAGUGGGUUUCCACAGUCAGAGAUUCCCAUGUUUAUCGACACCUAACAUCAAUGAGGCCUCAAGUAAGGAUGUCACUGCUUCACUGCACAGGAAUGUCCUGUCAUGGGGUGUGUGGCGGGGGCAAGAGGAGAAGGAGAGUGUGUCUCUUAGAGCAAUAACACACUCUGCCUCCGCUCAGACUGCAGAUAGCCGAUCUUACAGGGGAGUUUCUAACCUGUCCAGGGUUGCGAGUGUCCCAGAUGUGGUGGAACGGUGGCCAAAGUCAGCAUUUUCCUCCAUCACCAUUGCAGCCCAGAGGAUUUUGCUGUCACCACAGGACCCCGUGUAUCCAUCCUCUCCAGCACAGCCUGUGAAGGCAUCAACUCCACUGAAACUACCGGAAAGUUUUGAAGGAAGAGCCUCAUCCAUACCCACGAGCACAAUGAGAGUGUCAAACUCCCAAACGGACGUGUGCAGACAGAAUCUUUCUGUCUUGAAGCCAAAUGAGUUCAGACAGGCCUACUCACCAGCUGAUGGAUUGGCAGUGAGAGAUCAAGGGAAGACGAAAGUACAACUUGUACAACGCAGACUGAACUGCACAGAGAGCAACAGAAAGCUGGACAGGAUAGGUGGCUCGUUAAUGAACCUGUCCUCACAGCCUUCCUACCGGUCUUGUAUCCAUCUUGAGGUGCCACUGAGGUCCACUAGCUCUGUUUUGUUUUUGGACAAGUCACUUUCCAUUUCCCUUGUGGAACUAGAGGAAAGAAGAGCAGGUCGACCCCCUUUGUACAGGUCUACCUUGUCUGUUCGCCUCGGUGUCUCAUCCUGCCUCAGAUCCUCCACAGAUAACAAACCAAGCAAAAUAAAUGAGGGUUACGGGAGACCCAGAGCGGCCAUGUUGGGGCGAAACAAGCGCAAUGGCCGAGAGAGUGGUUCAGAUCAGUGCAGCAGAAGCCCUCUAUCAAAGCACAGGGGCCACAAGGUCGAGCAAAUAGCACCCGCUCAUGGUGUUAACAGCAAGGCUGAUGAUUCAGGCACACAGCGCCACAGCACUACUUUGGGAUUAUUGUCAUUCAGAGGGCCAAGCCCCUCAAACACAAAGGCUGGCAGGCAGAAGGGGAAUGCAGAUGAGGCAGCCUUCCCUAUCCGUAGCAAUUUCAGGCACAGGCAGCACACUUCCAAUAUUGGCCCAGUGGACUCCAGAACUUGGAGCAAGCAAGCUGGGAGAGAAAAGACAGAGGAACAACAACAUGACUCUUCCUUGGAGCCUCAACAUGUCUCGGAUCAAACCUGUCGUUCCCAACUUAAGGCCAAUUCUCUGGAAGGCACAGCCAAGACUCUCAGCCUCCAAGAGGCUCUGGAGCUCUUCAGGCCAGACUUCAUCAGCCGAUCUCAGGGUCGGGUGAGGAGGUUGGAGCAGAGGGCUAGGAGAAGGAAAUCGCUGCAGAACUCCAAUCCAGACCUGGUGCAGGGCCUCAGGGAGGAUCGAAGCAAGCAAAAGAGGAACUGCACCACCCCAGAUCCACUUAGUGAUAACCUUUUCAAGCCUAGAGAGAGGUCUAUAUCAGGCAGAGAGAUGCAGCUGAGGUCCAGACGGAUUUACAACAAGCUACCAGAGGUGACAAAGAAGAAAGACGAGGAGAAAAAGAGGGCUGUAUCACAAACCAACAGAUUGCGAGCAGAUGUCUUUAAAAAGAGACUUCUGAACCAGAUCCUGCACAGAUAAACGAGAGACACCGAAAGGCAAAUGGAGUUCAUUCACUGACCAUUCUUCAAUUUUCUCAAUAUAUAUUGGCUUUGCAGUUAAUCAUCUAUGCAUAUCAUUCCCACUGCCUGUGCAUGAUUUAGUUAAACCUCUGUUUCAUGUUGUAUCUUUGUUCUUUGAAAGUAGUGCAACAAAAAUAUGUUUUGCUGUUCCCAGGGUGACAGGAAGACAUGUUUGGUGAAGCUUACUUGAUUUGUCACCAGUGUUUAAAGAGAUAAUUUGAUGUGACAUGUAGCAAAGACAGUCUAAAAUUCAUUCAUUCAUGUAUUAUCCAUCACUGCUUAUCCUGGUAUAGUGUUGGGGGAUAGAUGGAGCUUACCCCGGGUGUCACUGGGCGAGAGGCGGGGUACACCCUGGACAGGUUGCCAGACUAUCACAGGGCUGACACAUAAAAAUAGACAACCGCAUAUGCUUACGUUCACACUUACAGGCAAUUUAAAGUCACAAGUUAACCAUGUCUUUGGACUGUGGGAGGAAGCCGGAGUACCUGGAGAAAACCCCCACUGACACAGGGACAACAUGCAAA